Molecule: messenger RNA, 3330 nt
Organism: Alternaria novae-zelandiae
Lineage: Eukaryota; Fungi; Ascomycota; Dothideomycetes; Pleosporales; Pleosporaceae
Exons: 4
Coding region: 1-3330 (1109 amino acids)
Source: RefSeq, a predicted model, not a curated record
AUGGGGCAGACAAUUACUCGUACAUCCGACACUCAAUUCGCACGGUCCGAUGGCUUCAUGCCCGCAAGCGAGCAGAUCAAUAACAUCACCGGACGCUAUAUUCAAUCUGCCCAUGGUAUUAUAUGGCUGAACGAGACGCUUCCGCAAUACAUGACCCGCGACUACGUCCUUGCACCCAUUCAGCCGAAGGAUAUCGUUAGCGACUUGGCUUCAAACUUGACCUGGACAACUCCUACAACAUUGUACAGUCUAGAUUUGGAGUGUGAGACACCCACUAUCAAAGUCAAGAACGAAACUCGUUACAGUGGGGACAUCAACACUGGGAUGGAGACUGUACAAACAGCGAUGUACAUGAGCAGUAGUGGCUGUAGCUUCCCGGCUGAUUACUACAAGACAUUCGGAAACGAGACCAUGGGCCCAAAUCCGGACUUCAAUAACCAAUCCGUGUACGAUACGAAAGAAUUCGCUUCCGUGUACAUCGGCUAUCACCGUACCGAUUUCGCCGACUUUUAUCUUGAAGGACUUUGCCCAGAAACAUCCGAUCGUACCUUCAUGGUGCUGUUCACUCGAAAUAAGAAGUCGAUCAACGAGAAGCCGCAAAACGUAACCAGGCUUUAUUGUACACCCUCAUACUAUCAACAAGAGGUCAUGGCGAGCAUUGAUGCUCUUACGCGGCGUCCUAUCAACAUUACAGCCAAGGGAGACAAAGUGCCGCUUCCAGCCGACAAGUGGAACACAACCUUCUUUGGUUACCAGAUGAACACGGGAAAGAGCGACGUAGAGAACCGUGAUUCACUACCAAUCAAGUACUGGCCCGACCAACUGGAAACAGUCUCCACCCUUCCUCUCAGUUUGGGAUCGCAGGGCGCCAUUCUCAGCGGCAUGGCAGGGUUCUCCAUCGGAACGUCCAAUGGCUCACUGGAAGAGCUCCUGGACCCUGAAGCAUUGAGACGCUCGUAUGAAGCUGCUUAUCGUAUCAUCUUUGCAAGAUCUAUGGUAGAAAUCCUGGAUCAUGAUUUCACCGUCGCGACUAUGGUAAACGGUAGCACUGAGUAUAUGAUUGCGGCUGUCGUUGUCGUUCCAGUGUUUACUUACAUCGUAGAGGGUCUCUUAGGAUUCAUAUCGAUAUGCAGCAUCGCCCUUCUUGUCAUAUCUCUUCGUCGACAAUGGAGCCUGCAAUCCGACCCGGCAACGAUCGCGAGUGUUAUGGCGCUGGUCUCCGAUAACCCAUCGUUACUAGAUGACUUCUCGAAGCUUGAAUGCGCCAAUAUGGAAGACUUCCAAGCGCAUUUGAAGGACAAGAAGUUCUCACUAGAGCAUAGUGAGCGAGGUAAUACUAUUACCGAAGCAGACAGUUUCGACCCGCUGGGUAUUAAUGCUCAUGGUGUUAUUCGUACCGACUCGGAAGAGUCUCAGACCCUAAUACCAGUACGGCCACGAGAGUUCCGUUCUUUCAUGAUACUACCCUUUGUUGGCCUACUGAUAGCUCUUGCGAUCGCUCUUGGCAUUGUGUUAUCGAAGAGCCAGCCUCACGGUAUCGCUAGACCAUCGGAUACGGUUGUUCGCCAACUUGUUACGAAUUAUAUCCCUACUGCACUUGCGACAUUGAUCGAGCCUGUUUGGAUCUUGAUUAACCGCUUAUUGUGCCUGCUACAACCUCUCGAGGAGCUCCGAGGCGGUAAAGCGACCGCACAAAAGUCGAUCAACGCCGACUACAGCUCUCUACCACCACAGCUUGUCGUCUUCAAAGCACUUCGAUCCUCUCACUUCAAACUUGCUGCAGUUUGUCUCAUGGCUCUUCUUGCCAAUGUUCUUGCAGUUGCUUUUUCCGGAGUUUUCGAAGAGCGUUCCGUUAUGGUUCCUAUGGAGAUGUCGUUCGUGCCGCCCUACGAACACAAGUUCGUGUCGGUCAACGGAAGCGUGGGGCCGAACAUGCCGAACCAAGAGCAAGUAUCGUUGAGGCCUUCUGGCGCUUAUACAGGAGGCUUAGGUUCGAACCAGUUCCUAGUUGCCGAGUCCAACUACACUGCAGGUACCCCACUUCCAGCAUGGACCGACGAUCAAUUCAUGUACAUGCCAUUUGUGGACGAAGAACAUCCAAGCACCGAGCCGACCGACGAGCUUCGGGCUCGAACGGAGGCCAUUGGAGCAAAGCUCCAGUGCCGACAGAUCCAGGCCCGGGAUUGGACAGCGAGCUGGUUCAGCGACGGCUUCGACAGGUCCACUUCAAACAUCUCUGUGACGGUGGAUGGCAUCACUUGUGCAAGGAAAGGCAUCAACACAUCUCUGAACCCGUUUGUUGUCGAGGCCACACAAUCCCAAUGUCAGACUGGUAAAGUCGCCUUGGAAUACGCAGGCAUUCUUGAGGCGCGCCAAAACGCCACUUCAGCCGAGAAGAAUUUCUGCGCUGAGCUGGCUGUGCUUGGAUACAUCCGGGACGCAGACAUUUGUUCACGGAAUACGACAACGAAGUUUGAUGAGCAAGGCGCGGUCUUCUUCGGGUGCAACUCCAGACUCGUUGGGGGCGAGGCGAACGUGACGAUCACGAAGGAUGGGCGAGUACAAGAUGUUUCGCAAGCAAAUGUCACUUCGGACCUAUCGCCAGCGUUCCUGGGCCGACACUUCAGUAACGAUGCAUCGAAUCUUUUGCACCAAGGAAACGCCUAUGUUCUAGCGAGAUUUGCGAUACCGAAGUGGCACAACCAAUCAUAUGCUGGCGACUUCAUGAACUACUUCAUGAUCAAGCAAGGUAACAGCAGCCGGUUGACGGAUCCAAGCCAAUCCUUGCCCUCACUAGAUGAGGUGACACGGCACUUGUAUCCCGUCUACAGCAAAUUGUUCGCGAUCUGGCUCGGCGUCAACAAAAGAAAGCUUCUAGUACCACGCGAGAAGGACACCGCUACUAUUGUAGAAGGUCUAGCGAAUGGCCGGCAAACUCGACUCUUUCUGUACAUGCCGCUAUUCGUCGUGGCCGAAAUUAUCCUGGGCGUCUAUGUAGUCGUCGCGGUAUGCAUUUUCCUUUGGCGACCGGGCCGCUUCCUGCCGCGCAUGCCGACUUCCAUCGGUGCCAUUAUAGCGCUCUUCGCAGCGAGCCAGGCCGUGCUGGAUAUGCGUGGGACUAGUCUACUGUCCAGCAGGGAGCGGAGAAAGCAUCUACAGAGCUUGGACAGAACGUACGGCUACGGGACAUUCGUGGGCGCGGACGGGAAAUUGCACGAGGGGAUUGAGAAAGAACCGCUUGUGGAUGCCGUGCCGCUCCGCGGUGUACUAGAAAAAGUACAGACUGGGUUUUCCUCGAAGAGCUCGAUGUUCAAACGAGAUCGGGAUUGA